CUCUGAUACAUGGCUGUCAUUACUCAGUUAUAAUUUCUGAAGAAUUUUAAGUUCUCUACGAAAAUAUACCAUGGUUUUCAAAUGGAAGAUUGGGUUAAAAUGGAUAAAAUUGCAUCAAAAUGGAUGGAAUUGCAUAAUAUGAAAAAUAUUCAAAUGAAGACAUAAGCAAGUAUUGUAUAACUGCUCAAUACGAGUAUAGAAUCUGCAAGUAGACUGGCCCAAGGCAGAGGAUACUGGCAAAGAACCUUAAGAAGAGUAGGUAGUUGAUCAGCUUGAUGACAACAGUUGAUGACUUCAAAUUGAACACGUUGAACGAUGUUUGGACUAUGAAAAUGAUGAUAAGUAAGCGAGUUACUGCUGAUGCCUGCUUGAUAUAACCAGAUAAUGAUUGGGGAGGAUCCAUCGACACAAGAACUCGUUAAUUGGAAUACUUCAGAAAGGACGGAUAUCCGAAGAUUUCUGAGCAUCGGAUAGUUCGAGUGUUUAAUAAUUCCGAAAGGAAUUCAGGAAUGCCUUUUUGAUUAUGGAAGGAAUAACCAGUAGAAGUUUCUGACAAAGAAAUUUCAACUCCUUCGAGUCAUCAUGCAAAACGUCUCUACAGUGGAAGUUCCUUGUCUAUUUCGGAAAGGAUAUCUCAAUAUCCCACAAAGUUGGCUAAUUUUGACAGAUUAUUAGGGAAUAUCCUAACCUGACCUGCAAAUCUAUAUAAGAGACAACAUACGAUGGACCUCCUUCGCCUCUUGUUCCUACCGAUAAUACUAACGACCCACUUCAACAGAAUAAACUGCGACCCGGACUGUCCGAAAUUCUGCACAUGCAAAUGGAAAAAUGGCAAACAGACGGUCGAGUGCAUCUCCAGAGGUCUCGAAGAAGUUCCGGACCAUCUGGACCCCGCCACUCAAGUCUUGGAUUUUUCCGGCAAUAAACUCGUACAACUCAAAGCCGAACUGUUCGUUAGCAAGAAAAUGGUGAAUCUCCAGCGCAUAUAUCUGUCCCGCUGCUCCAUCUCGACAAUAGAGGACCACGCGUUCAAAGAUUUAACGAAUCUGGUCGAAUUGGACUUGUCGGAAAACCAACUCGGGGCUAUUCCAACCGCCAUAUUCGAAGACAUCCCGUCUUUGAUGCGAUUGAGUAUGAAACUGAACCGUAUAGGAAAAUUGGAGAGUCACGCUUUCAGCCAAUUGUCUUAUCUGACCACUCUGGAGCUCAGCGACUGCGGCCUGGAAGACAUACACGAGAGAGCGUUCGACGGACUUCACAGUCUCGAAUGGCUGCAUUUAGACGGGAAUAAGCUGACGCAUUUGAAGGGAGAACGAACGCUGCCAGACACUCUUAAAGGCGUCGAUCUGUACAACAACCCCUGGGAAUGCGACUGCCAUAUCGCUGAUUUUCACACGUGGUUGGAGAGACUCAGAGUGCCGCUGUCUGUUGAACCCGUUUGUAACGGCCCGCCUAGAUUGGAAGGACGUGUUAUAAAAACUGUGAAGAGUUCUGAUUUGGCGUGUCUCCCUGAUAUCUCCCCAACUACUUUUUUCCUGGAGCUGAGCGAAGGGAAGAAUGUGUCGUUGGUGUGCAACAUCAAGGCGAUACCUGAGGCUAAGGUUUCCUGGUGGUUUCAUGGUCAAAUCUUGCAGAAUAAUUCUUUGGUGGCGCCGGGACUCCACCUGGUGUACUUCGUGGAAGAAGGCGUCGAGAAUAAAAAGAGCGAGUUGUAUUUGUUCAACACUAACGUGAAUGAUAACGGUACGUUUAUAUGCAACGCUGAAAACGCGGCCGGUAGAUCGCAGGCCAACUUCACGAUCAGGGUGAUACUGAAGAAGGAACCGAUAGUGAUAAUCGUGUCGUUGAAGUUCGAAUAUCUGAUGGCGAUCGUGAUCGGCAUCGCUGCCGCCGUAUCUCUGGUCGUCUUAAUCGCCUUACUGCUGAUACUGAAGUGUUUGCGAAAGCGCCGACGGAGACAGAAGGUGAAGACGGAGACUCACAGCAGCCCGGUCGAUCCGAAUAAUACGGUGAAAACCAUACCCGAUCCCAUGGAGAUAUCGACGAUGUACUCGGCGACGGUAAAUAAUACGCCUUGUACAAUACGUGCAGCCGAUAACGUAACAAUACACGCACAGCGUAAGCCGAUACAUCGGCAGAUACCGCUGCAACCCGUGCACAGCCCGCCGUUCCCCGUAAGGUACCAGCUGAAACAGAACCCCGACGUUAUAAACGGGGCCCAGAUGAUGGGAUACAGGGAGAACGGGGACGGGGAAGACGGCCAUAUCCGCAGGUUCUCCGGGAGCGAUCACGCCAGUCUUAACCUGCGUUCGGCGGAUCCCGCCGAGGACUUUGGCGAAGAGGCGAAUCGUCACGCGCUCGAUUCAGACGGAUAUCCCAGCGAUUUCGGGCUGCCGAGGAUGCCACGCAGGGUUAACGAGAAUUUUUAUCGCACCCUGCCCAACAGCAGGAUCAAGUACCACUCGGCGGCUAAUCCAGCGGCGCGGUACUCGCGCGAGGCUGAGUUUUUAUCGCGAUCGACUCAGGCGACGUCUUACGAUCACUUCCACGCGGACAUUCGGUACACGGCCGACGGAUAUCCGGUACGGAUUGAUAAAUACGACUCGUUAUCUUCGUCUUCGCCGCCGGAGAGCUUUAGGAGCGAGUCGGCUGUGCCGCCCAAGAUGGAAUCUUGUUGUCGUACGGACGAUGUGCAUGUGGUGAUGGCGAAGGUGGAAAAACGUUGUGCCAGUGCUCAGACUGAUGAAGAGGUUGAUUUGGGGAACGAUAAGGGGGAAGGGGAUGCUUCCUUGGGAAAUGAGGGUGGAAAUGUUCUUACUCCCAGUCCGGAUGAGGGUUACGGCGGUGAACCUACCGCCGUUUAACAUCUGUCGCGGAGAUCGGUGUGUGCCAAAUCUUGAAGGUUUUCAUGGGACUCUUGAACAGUCGAGAAUCUGAAACUUUUUUCAAGUUCGAAUUGGCUCUGAUCAUAAUCAAAAUGACAGUUUCAAACUGGUAACAAUCAGAAGCAAACUGACAGUUAUCACACCAGACGACUUCAAAAUGACAAUAAACUUUAUUGAUUUAUAAAAUUGAUUUGUCACUAGCAAGAUGAUAAUUCUCAAGAAAACACAAUACAUUAUUCGAAAAAGACGCUUCAAAGAAUAGUGCUACUGCAAAUUUUAAGAGACAUGUUGUGUAUAAUGGCAAAAUAGCUAAUUCUUCGAAAUUCAUUGCACAUACCCAAAGAUUUAUUCCUGCUGCAUUUGAUAUGCAAGAUAUAAUUUUUUGAAUGAUGAUUUAACACUCGUUAAUAGUCUCAAUUGAUAAACAGUUCAAUUUCAAUUCGAAGUCGACUAGUGUGAAUAUGACAUUGACUAUUGACAGUUGCUUUUCAAGUUUGGCAUUGAAGUUGCCAAUUUGAUUUCGAUUUAUGCCAUUUUGAUUAUGAUAAGCGCCAAUUUGAACUUGAAAAGGGAAAGAAACAAUUAAUUUUGAUUGAUUCUGGAGAAGUAUUAGAGUUUCAAUUGACUGAUCUGAAAUUCUCUCUAGAAUGUGCUUAGGGUUGGGGUCACUACAAUUUUGUCCAUAAAAUCUUCAUUGCUUUCAAAUCUAGUUAAAGUAGAGGAAGGUUUGUGAAAACUUUCAGUUUGAAAAAAAUUGUUGCUCACCAAUUCAAAAAUUGCUUUAGGUUGAUCUGUGCGUCCUCAAACACUUUUAAAAGCCAUCUGCCAUUUUAAUCCGAUUUUAACUGAAUGUGGUUCUGUUAAGGCUGUUUAUGCUUCCAUAAGAAUUGAAUCUUAAAGAGGAACACCACCAAGUGACUGCUCAGUUCAAAACGAAAUUAGAGAUAUUUCUUCUCACAAAUCACACUGAUGGGUAUUUGCAUAAUUUUUUUGAAGAUUAUCUACAUUUUAAUAUUUUUAAUUUGCGAAUGAAAAAAAUUAAUUUGGCAAAACACUUAUUUCGUGCAAAUAUACAAAAAUACUCGUAAAAUAUUACCUUUUUACGAACGUAGGAAUUAUUGCAAUAUUCCUAACUUCUACUGAUCAUUGAAUCGUUCUGGAAAUAUUGACAAAUCACGAGAAUGUCACGUGGUGAUGUUCCCUCUCGAAGGCACAUAAUUGUGUUAGAUUGGAAAUAAUAUUAGAGGAUGAGGAUACAUAUUAGCCCACCUUUUUGUUGUGUUUAACACUGUUUGGAAGAAGAUUUUGUCAAUUCCAAGAUUAAAUAUUUAUGAAACUGACAACACUUUUACCUAAAUGGUUGAAAGGAAAAAAGAUUCCAUGUAAAAGAGAGUGAUACCUCGAUGGUGAAUUUAUAAUCUUCAUAUUUCUUUGAAAGCUCAAAAGAUAUCAAAAAUAAUUAUUUGUAGUUUAAAAUCAUAUAUAUGGAGAGUGUUUCGAUGAAUUUCAAAUAAAUUCAUAAACAUAACAUAAGAAUAUAAAUUAGCAAUUAGGUCACCCUAAUUUUCAACGUCAUUGUAUCAAUGGCUAAUAUAUUUUAUAAGUCUGUUAUAUAACUACUAAGAAUUUAUGUACAGUUAUAGGUGUAGAGGUACACUAUCACCAUGCCACUUUGCACGUUUCCUGUUCUCAAACAUUUUUUUUGCAAAUGUGUGGUGUCGUUGUAAAUAUGUAAAUAUCUAUUGGUUUUGUAUUUGCCACUGGAAUAAUGUAUUUCAGAGAGAUAAAUGAACAAACUGAGAAUAAGAACGAAAUGAGAAUUAGAUCACAAUUUUUUUAACACAUUAAUAACAUUCCAUUAUAGGAAAAGGUACGUAAUGAACUCAUUCAAUUUAUUUCAUAUGAAAUUGAGAUGUAAAAAGUCAAAAGUGUUUUUGAGUGUGUACAUACAAAAAUUGAAAUGUUUUCAUUUCAAAUAUAAUAUACUUUUCUCCGGGAAAAGUACUCAGUAGUAGAUAUUGCAUUCUACACAUCUGUAGCGUCAUCUAGUGUCAUUUUAUAGCGUUCUAUCAAUUAGAAUAG
Molecule: messenger RNA, 4967 nt
Organism: Harmonia axyridis
Lineage: Eukaryota; Metazoa; Arthropoda; Insecta; Coleoptera; Coccinellidae
Product: leucine-rich repeat-containing protein 24-like
Exons: 4
Coding region: 723-2864 (713 amino acids)
Molecular function (GO): protein binding
Source: RefSeq, a predicted model, not a curated record